Messenger RNA from Carassius carassius (crucian carp), 2525 nucleotides. Its product is annotated as beta-1,4-galactosyltransferase 4-like. The coding region runs from base 716 to 1765 and encodes 349 amino acids. The record is from RefSeq and is a predicted model, not a curated record. Gene Ontology annotation, biological process: carbohydrate metabolic process. The transcript has 8 exons. Gene Ontology annotation, molecular function: glycosyltransferase activity. Lineage: Eukaryota; Metazoa; Chordata; Actinopteri; Cypriniformes; Cyprinidae.
AGGACACCCAGACUAAAACUGUGACAUGAAGCCUCUAAAAUAUAAUGUCCUCUACAGAGGUCAGAAGUCCCAGGAGACAUUUCUUUCCUUUCACCACAGACCCAGGGUUGUCAUCCGUUACAAUACUGCUUCUCUCGACUGUAGUGAAACAAAGCAAGCGAAAAGUGACUGAUUAAACAUGACCUUCAGCAGCACAUUCACAAACACUGGCUGAAAACGACAGCUUUCUACAUUGUUAGACGUGGCAAGGACGGGCGAAGGUCCUGUUACUGCUCGCAACAGACCUAAAGCAGUGAAGUGUCAACAUGAAACCUGAGAGGAGGAAGAGCAGCACUGCUCCGGGAGAGAAACCUGAGGAAUAUGACUAACAGGUUACACCGGCCUGGAAGGUUCAGAGUGUGUGUGUGUGUGUGUGACGUGUGCUAUGAUUAACGGUAAAAUAUACUAGCAUUGUGCUUACGAAGCAUUCCUGCGUCGUCUCACGAAGAGCUGUUAUACAGACCGAGUGUGUUAGGAAGAAGCUAAAAUCUGAAGAUACAAAGAUCACGCUUUUUCUCACAAAAGACUUCUCCCACGUCACUUCAGCUGAAGAAUGUUUCCUCUUCAGAUGAAAAAAUGAGCGAGAAAACAAAGGAAAGAGACGUUUGGGGGAACUCUUGUCGUCUUUGAGCAGAUGCUCGGAUUUCUGGAUUUCACCUCAAACUAAACUUCCAUCAUGGGCCUCUUUCCAUCCAUAUCCAAGAUCAUAAGGAAGGGGAAGUGUCUGUUUCUUCUGCUGUUGUGUCUGUGUGUUGUAGCAUGGAUAGCAACAUUCUCGAACGAUGACACGCUGAAGUCUGUCCAGAAGGGUUUGAAUCCUCCUGACGAGAGGUCUGUGAAGGGCUUUCCUCCGCUGGAGCUGGAAUCAGAGAUGAUACGGAGCAUAGAGGAGCAGUCGGUCAGAGAGAGCUGUCCAGAGCAGUCACCCCUGCUCCGAGGCUCUAUCAAGCUGUCAUUUGAUCCCUCGCUGACGAUAGGGCAGGUAGAGAGUGAGAACGGGGAGGUGGUGGAGGGUCAGUAUAAUCCCUCUGACUGUGUGGCCAGACAGAAAGUGGCCGUCCUUAUCCCUCACAGAAACCGAGAGAAGCACCUGCUCUACCUCCUCCACCACCUCCACCCGUUCUUACAGAGGCAGCAGCUUCACUACGCCAUCUACAUCAUUCACCAGGCAGGAGAAGCUACAUUUAACAGGGCAAAGUUAUUAAAUGUGGGCUACCUCGAGGCUCUGAAAGACCAGAACUGGGACUGUUUCAUCUUCCAUGAUGUGGAUCUAGUUCCUGAGAACGAUCAUAAUCUAUACAUGUGUGAGGAUCAGCCUAAGCACUUAGUAGUGGGGAGGAAUUCCACUGGGUACAAACUCAGAUACAAAGGUUACUUUGGGGGAGUUUCGGCCAUGACGAAGGAGCAGUUCCACAAGGUCAAUGGCUUCCCAAACUCCUACUGGGGCUGGGGUGGAGAGGACGAUGACCUGAGAAUAAGGUUGACGCUGCAGAAAAUGUCAAUAAUCCGUCCAUCCCUGGAAGUGGCGCGCUAUACCAUGGUCUUUCACAAGAGGGACAGCGGCAAUCAAAUCAAUAAAGACAGGAUGCAUCUGUUACGCCGCACUCAUCAGACGUGGAAGACUGAUGGCUUAAACUCCUGUUCCUACAAGAUUCUGUCCAUCCACAGAGCACCUCUCUUCAUCAACAUCACCACAGACAUUGGCCGGCCGGACAGUGCUCAUUGAGUUUUUGGAUACUGAAGAGAGAGAGACAGUUUACAUGGAAACACAGCAUUCACCAGUGCCUGUCAGAUCCAGUGCUAAGUGUUGCACUGUGGAUCUGUCCUACUUUACUCUUUAUGGCCCUGCAAGAUUUAAUGGCCAGAAUUCUGAACAAACACUACUUUUUAAGUAUUACAGUAAUCACGUAGAAUUAGUCAGGUAAGGGAAACCUUUCAGGGUUGUAUUUCCAUUCAUUACCUCUACGAAUAGGUUCGUAUAAUGUAUUCUGUGUGACUUGUGCUCAUUUAGGUCAUCUCAAAAUACGGCAUCUGGGAGUAAUGGAAAUCAAAGAUUGAUCAAUAGGUAUAUAUUAUGUACGUAGACUUAAAUAUUGAUAUUGACAUGAAUGUAUGUGGGCUUAGGAGGUGAACCCAAGUCUGCAUGUUCUUCAGUGAUGAUGAUUUCAGCUGAACGUGCUUAUAAUGUCUGUCUGGUGAAAAAUUAUAGAUAUUGUAGUGGUUUUUGGGUCCAAUGAUAUUGUUUAAUCAGUUCAGUUUUGUUUCAAUGAAAUGUAGCCGUAGAGGGGUUAAUUGUUUUACAUUUACGUCAUUGUUCAGACAGAAUGGCGGUUCAGCUCAUACAACUGGGUGGUGUUACCUUACUGAACUUAUGAUCAAAGGAAAAGAGACUUUUGUUUACUUGGGAUAAUAUCAUCUUAGGCGAAAUCUUCUCUGUUUUUAAAGAUCACAUGCUAUCACGAUGAUUAAAUGAUCCAUAAAACCUU